AUGCCUGAGAAGACCACCAAGAGACCAAAGGUGACGGCGCUUUGUCAGCACUGUCAUGGGCGUAAAGCUGUGAUGAAGAGACCCAAGAACCACCAAAAGCUCUGCAAGGAGUGCUUCUUCUUGGUCUUCGAGACCGAGAUCCACAAUACCAUCUCGGGAGCAGGGCUCUUCAGCCCAGGUGAAAAAAUCGCUAUUGGAGCAUCAGGAGGUAAGGAUUCCACUGUGCUUGCUUCUGUGUUGAAGACGCUUAAUGAGAGGUACGAAUAUGGCGUCAAGCUUGUGCUUCUAUCUAUUGACGAAGGUAUCAAGGGCUAUAGAGAUGACUCGCUCGCUACGGUUAAACGUAAUAAGGACCAGUACAAUAUGGACCUCGAGAUCGUUUCGUAUAAGGAUCUUUACUCGUGGCUGAUGGACGAGAUUGUUGCUUGUGCUGGCAUGAGAAACAGUUGCACAUACUGUGGUGUGCUUCGAAGACAGGCCUUGGAUAGAGGUGCUGCCCAGUUGGGUAUUUCUCAUGUUGUUACAGGGCAUAAUGCUGAUGAUAUGGCUGAGACGGUGCUUAUGAACAUUUUGCGUGGUGAUACAGCUAGACUUGAAAGCUCGACUUCUAUAAUGACACAGUCAAGUGGACUGCCUAUCAAAAGGUCUAAGCCGUUCAAGUAUUCGUACCAGAAGGAGAUCGUGCUUUAUGCCCAUUACAAAAAAUUGGAUUACUUUUCUACGGAGUGCUCGUAUGCUCCAGAAGCGUUUAGAGGCACCGCCAGAGAGCUUCUCAAGUCCUUGGAAGCUGUCAGACCUUCUUGCAUCAUGGAUAUCAUCUACACCGGCGAACAUUUGGCGCUAGCGCCUAAGAAAAAGAAAAAGACGGUUUCGUAUAAGAAUAAGAAACCCGCAGAACAGAUGGCAGAACAGGAGAUUAAUGCUGACGGUAGUGUUAGUCUUGGAAGGAAGAACGAUGGUAACACAUGCGAGAAGUGCGGCUACAUUACAUCAAACAAGAUUUGCAAAGCUUGCGUUUUGCUUGCUGGUUUGGAAAGCAGCAGACCCAAGGUGGGCAUUGAAGAUGGCGCCACCGAGGGACCUGCUAAGCUCACCAGAACACUUGAGCAGUUAACGUUUUAA
Molecule: messenger RNA, 1122 nt
Organism: Candidozyma haemuli
Lineage: Eukaryota; Fungi; Ascomycota; Pichiomycetes; Serinales; Metschnikowiaceae
Exons: 1
Coding region: 1-1122 (373 amino acids)
Biological process (GO): tRNA wobble position uridine thiolation
Cellular component (GO): cytosolic tRNA wobble base thiouridylase complex; mitochondrion
Molecular function (GO): tRNA binding
Source: RefSeq, a predicted model, not a curated record